Messenger RNA from Paramuricea clavata, 544 nucleotides. The record is from the annotation of a GenBank genome assembly. NCBI's taxonomy places the organism in Eukaryota, Metazoa, Cnidaria, Anthozoa, Malacalcyonacea, Plexauridae.
AUGGCUGAACAAACCGAGAAUAUUAUUAAAAAGAUCAAGGUAAGAAUCCUUUCUAUACCCAUUCUCAAACACACCAUCUGCUUCUGUAUAAAAUACAGUAUUGUUUUAUGAUGCAACAAAAAUGCUUUUGUUUUACAACAAAAAUUCUUUUGUCGUAGUGUUUUCCAAUGUUCUAUGCUUGACUAGUCAAACAUUCAUGACAGCAUGUGAUCGAACGUUUUUUAAUAAUCUUCUGUUUUUACAUAUAUCUGGACAGGUUCUACUUCAGAAUAAAAACAGCAAAAAGAUUGCCACAGCAGCAUCUCUCGAAGAGUUGCGGAAAGAGGCACGACAGCUAUUUGGCUUGGAUUCAGAUUCAUUUUUAAUUCAAAAAUAUGAUAACGAUUUCGGUGAGUUUGUGGAUGUAGAUGACUAUAACAAUAUAUCAAGUGGAGACAAAAUGCAUGUGGUUGAAGAAGUAGCACAGUCCAAAGGCGAAGUCAAUGAACCUGCCAAGUCUCAAGACUCAAUUAAUAUAAACUCAAGCCUGCUCAGAGUAGCAUAA